Molecule: messenger RNA, 252 nt
Organism: Psammomys obesus (fat sand rat)
Lineage: Eukaryota; Metazoa; Chordata; Mammalia; Rodentia; Muridae
Gene: Dpep2nb
Product: DPEP2 neighbor
Exons: 2
Coding region: 1-252 (83 amino acids)
Source: RefSeq, a predicted model, not a curated record
AUGACCGACCGCAUCUUCUACAUUAACUCUAACUUGUCCUCUGUCCCCUGUGAAGGCUGUUAUUCAGGGGAUGCUCCGCUGGCCUCCCCUGCAAAGGCUGAGGAAGAGAAGCCAGCACCCAGGCAAGCUCCCAAGAGACAGCGAGUUCAAGAAGAGUCAGACCAAGACCUAGGGUGCCCCAGUGCAAAAAUUCCUCGCCUGAAAGUGAAGCAUGGAGGCAAAUGGGUGGCUCCCCAGAAGCAUGCUGCUUGA